UCACAAUCUCCAAAACAUGAAGUUUUAAGAAUAUUAUUAUCAUAGAUUGGUCCAUCCUAUCCAUUGAAGAAGAAUAAUGACGAAAAAAAUUGUCAUUAGGGUGUGUAUUACUGGAAACCCUCCUCCCACACUGAAGAAGUUUGUUGUGGAUUUUGUGAAGUUAAAGUACUUUGUAAAAUGUUGGGGGUACAAAUCCCAAUGUUCUAUCUCCAAAAAUCAGAGCAAGCUGUUGUCAAUUGCAGCAAAAAUACCAGGGGUAGAGAAAGUAGCUAUAGAAGGGGAGGAAAAGAAUGAGCUAAUGGUGAUUGGUGAGGGAAUUGAUGCAGCAGAGUUGGUCACUAUACUAAGGAAGAAAGUGGGCGUUGCUGAUGUUGUGAGUGUUGGCCCAGUGGAUAAGAAGAAAGAAGAAAAAAACCCUAUAGUAUCAUGGGUCUAUGGCAAUUAUCAAAUACCCUCUCUUCAAUUUUGGGAAGUUAAAGAUCCCUAGUACUACUCUCUUUGGUGAUUUGCUUAAUGGGGGUUCAAGAAUACUGAACUUUGGGCAAUAAUAACAAAAGUAGCGGAAGAUUAUGCAAUAGUAUUUUCAGUUAUUUGUGGUAAAUAUAGAUUCAAGCAGUGGCGGAGCCAGGAUUUAUGCCAAGAGGGUUCAAAAAUAUAAAGAAGCCAUAAAUGAAGAAGCUAAGGGGUUCAACGUCUACUAUAUAUACAAAAACAAAAAAAUCACCUUGUAUAUACAAUGCAAUUUUUCGCCGAAGGGGAUUCGGGAUUCCGAACCCUCUGGGCUCUUACUAGGUCCGCCACUGGAUUCAAGCGUUAUCAGUAGAUCCACAACAAAUAAGAAGCAUUGAACUUAAUUGCUUUUGCAAUUAAUUUUAUGUUAGGAACUCGCAUUUAUCAAAACAAGACAGAUGUAAAUAAUCG
Lycium barbarum (goji berry) is the source of this 921-nucleotide messenger RNA. RefSeq names its product heavy metal-associated isoprenylated plant protein 47-like. NCBI's taxonomy places the organism in Eukaryota, Viridiplantae, Streptophyta, Magnoliopsida, Solanales, Solanaceae. The record is from RefSeq and is a predicted model, not a curated record. The transcript is spliced from 3 exons. Bases 77 to 487 code for a protein of 136 amino acids.